CUCAAAAGUGGUGGAAUGGAAGACCGGUCGUGCUCAUGUUUUUGAUAAUGAUAGUGGUUUUUGAAUUUGGAUCCCCUACAGCCGGUUGGACAGGAUCCUUGCUCAUGGUUUUAUAUACUCCCUCACAUUUCCCAAUUGUCCUAUAAAUCACUAGACCUGCUCCACGGAAUUGGCUUCGCUUCUCCUUUCGUAAAAGAAAAGUCCCCAAACCCCAACUCUCACUCUGCCCCCUCCACUCCCACUUCCCAAGUCCCACUACCAGUCAAGUCUCACUCUUCCCUCUCAUCCCACUCGUUUUUCCCUCUUCUUUCUCAGAAUUCAAGACUUGCAGCGCUCUUUAGAUUUCCCUUUCCCUUUCCUCUUAAAUAAACCUCUCUCUCUCUCUCUCUGGUUUCGCCUUAAUUGGUCUUCGUGCUUCUCUGCAUCCACACGUUCGUCCUCUUUAGAUUACGAAGCAGAAACCGACAGCUGGUCUUUCGGUUUCACUCAAUAUCUUCUUCCCUCUGUGACGUACUUCCAUGGAUUGUUUCGAUUUUGAUAACAUAAAAGCAGAGAAAUCGAAGGCGAUGCAGAGGUAUCUUCGUCUUCGGAAGAUGGCAAACUUGUUCCGUUGCGUCGAGGUAUGCAUAGCUCUGCUCUUACUAUUCUGGUUCUCUACUCGUCUCCCUGUUGCCGUCAGGAUCUCCGGUGAGUAUUUCCGGGAUCUAUGUCUAUUCCUUGUCAGCCCUCGCUUCGUCUUCCUAGCAGGCAACGCCAUCAUACUCACUCUCUUCGCCAAAUCCGGCCAGUUCUCGGCCCUAGGCCUCAGCCCCAACACCUCUGGCACCGGAGAUCUCUACGACGAGUUCAUCAAGAAUAAUACUGAUAAUCAAUCUCGUCAGAAUCCCCAAGUAGAUGACAAUUCUGCUCCAACACCGGCGCCAGAGGAGUUGGUAUACGAGGACAAAGAGAUAGUGCACGGAGAAGAGAAAGUGAACACAAUCACCAAUGCCUAUCGGAGGAGUCAAUCGGAGAACUUGAACCCCAAGUUGAAAACCGAUUCCGGCGAGAAGCCACACAGAAAGCUCAGGCAAUCGGAAACAGAGAAAUGCUGGGUUAUAGGAAGGGACGCAGAAGAACCGUCGACGGUGGCGUUAUACUCAAACGGGGAGGAUGAUAUGAGUAAUGAAGAGUUCCAGCGCACCAUAGAAGCUUUCAUCGCGAGGCAACAAAAGUUUCAGAGGGAGGAAUUUUUGGCUAUGGUUCUACAGAACUACAGCAGCUGAAUUCAAAAACCAGAAACCAAUUUACAAAAUAAACAAAAAAAUGUUAUGAACAUAAAAAUCCUAAAAGUGUUACUGUGGAGAUUGCUGAGAAGAACAUUCAAAAUCCUCCCACCAAUCCUCUAUCCCUUUCUUUACUUUUUUUCGUUUUCUCAUGAAGCCAUGGAUUGAUGUACACUUGUACAGUUUUAAUAUCGUUAAAAAGGAAGGA
Molecule: messenger RNA, 1473 nt
Organism: Macadamia integrifolia
Lineage: Eukaryota; Viridiplantae; Streptophyta; Magnoliopsida; Proteales; Proteaceae
Exons: 1
Coding region: 519-1265 (248 amino acids)
Source: RefSeq, a predicted model, not a curated record